Radiomyces spectabilis is the source of this 1353-nucleotide messenger RNA. RefSeq lists its product as uncharacterized. Lineage: Eukaryota; Fungi; Mucoromycota; Mucoromycetes; Mucorales; Radiomycetaceae. The record is from RefSeq and is a predicted model, not a curated record. The coding region runs from base 76 to 1332 and encodes 418 amino acids. The transcript has 2 exons.
CUUGUCUUGCAUCUCUUUUUCAAAGUUUUUGAUCUUUUUCUUUCCUUGUUCUAUUGGAUUCCAUUAAAAACAAUCAUGACAACAUCUGAAACACCUCAGCAAGAUACCACUCCUGCCAUUGCCGUUCCCGCUAAACUGGAAGAUACUGUGUCUGCAUCAACACCAGCCAUUGAUUCUACGGUUCAAGACACUGAUAAAUCGGCGACGGCUCCUCAGAAGGAUGCACCCACCAAUGAUGCUACCGCCGAUGCCAACCCUGUUUCCACCGCAGGUUUACCCACCGAUGAUGAACAUCAAGAAACCGAGAAUCAAAACGAUACAGCGACGGCGGCAGCUGACACGGCUAAACCUGCUUCUCCCAAGAAGCGAAUCUUCAACCCCUUUGUGAAACCCGCGAAAAAGGAAGUCGCACCCACUAACAAUGAAGAACAAGAGCCAGCUUCUUCUUCCCCUUCCUCACCCGUCGAAUCCACCACAACAAAGACAGCCGACAAGAGAAAAUCAAAAGGCUUUGGUAGCUUAUUCAACCGAGUCAAGGGCAGCAGCACCAAGACUGAAGAACCAGUGGCUGCUCCUGUGAGUGAAGCACCCGCUGAACCUGUGGAAUUACCCAAAAUCGAGCAUUUAUCGCCCAUUGAAACGUCAGCUGUUGUUCAAGGGGCCGAGAAUGAAGGUACCGCUGCCACGGAAACGGCCGGUUCCGAAGAUAAGCAGGCCAACACCGACCCUGCUACCGUGGCGGCAACAGAAGCCGUCGCCGCACACACCACUGCUCAUGACGAGACCGUAGCAACAAACACCGAAACACCUGUAGAAGCCAACCAAGCCUCUUCACAAGAAGAAGCGUCCUCACCAGCCUCGGAUCAACCGGCCGCCAAGCGUGCUUCGCUCAUCAGCAAGUUCUUUGGUGGUGGUAACAAGAAGAAGGAGCCCGUGGAAAAACCCACCGAACCCAAAGAAGAACCUCAGCCGGAGGAAUCACCCAACGAAACUCCAGUUCCCGAACAAGAAGGUACAUAUUCCAUCUAUUUUACAGAGUCUUUUAUGCAAAACAAAAAGUGCUGCUGCCAUUGGAGGCAGACGUACACAUACUUUCUUUUGCGUUUCAUGAUAAUUGUCCCUCUUAUUUCUCCCUCUUCCUCCCCCCACAAAAAAAAGGGUCCCUUUUUGGAUCGGAGGCAGAAGAGAACAGUCCCCCCUCCCCUUUAUUCGAAACACACACGCACACAAAGAAAAAGAGAGAGAAAGCAUGAGAUUCAGGAGGGAAAACCCCGAAAAAGAAAGGAGUGUUCUUUUUUACUGAUGCUUCUUUUUUAUCAUGGUUAUUCUUAGAAACAGCUACCAAAGAAGUGG